This is a messenger RNA of Onthophagus taurus, 898 nucleotides long. RefSeq names its product farnesol dehydrogenase-like. The record is from RefSeq and is a predicted model, not a curated record. Lineage: Eukaryota; Metazoa; Arthropoda; Insecta; Coleoptera; Scarabaeidae.
CUCCCAAAACGAGAUUUCGAACAGUCCAUUUCUUUGUUUCAAGACAUCAAGAACUUCGAAUUUUUAAUAAAAAAAUAUUUUUAUGAUGGAUCUUAACAAUAAAGUAGCGAUUGUAACAGGUGCUAGCGCCGGUAUUGGAGCCGCUACAGUCAAAGCUUUAUUAAAACAAGGAAUGAAGGUCGUUGGUUUUGCAAGGAGGAAGGAAAAAAUCGAAAACUUAGUUGAAAACCACGAUGGAAAAUUAUUUGCUGUUAGCGUGGAUGUAACAAAACCGCAAGAAAUCCUCGCCGGUUUCGCUUGGGUUACCAAAAAUGUUGGUCCCGUGCAUGUUUUAAUUAACAACGCUGGGGUAUUAGGUAACUCAACAGUUUUAACGGGGGAUUUAGAUACUUGGCAACAACUCAUGGACACCAAUUUUAUGAGUUACGCAAUCACCACAAAAGAAGCUGUAAAAAUAAUGACAGCCAAUAACAUUAACGGUUAUAUUAUUAAUAUUAACAGCACGAUUGGUUAUUAUGACCUUUUGAUGCCUAAUAAUGUUAUGUAUCGAUCUUCUAAAAUUGCGUUGAGAGUUAUGACGGAAAAUGUUCGAGUUGAAUUAGCUAGGAUGAAUAGCAAUAUUAGAAUAACUUCUUUAAGCCCUGGUGUCGUAAAAACCGAUAUUAUGGCUGCAACUUACGGCGAAGAAAUGGGUAAAGAGAUGCAUUCGAAUAUUCCCUACAUUUUGAGCGAAGAUAUUGCGGAUUCCAUCCUUUAUGUUUUAUCAACACCUCAACGUGUUAAUAUAUCCGAAAUUAUGAUAAGACCAACAGGGGAAGACAUCAGAAAACUAUCCGUUUAAGCUUAUUCUUAAUUUUAUGUUAAUCUCGCUUGCUAAUAAACUUUGAAAUUUGAUAAA